This is a messenger RNA of Acanthopagrus latus (yellowfin seabream), 4130 nucleotides long. RefSeq names its product ceramide kinase (gene cerk). Bases 126 to 1844 code for a protein of 572 amino acids. The record is from RefSeq and is a predicted model, not a curated record. Gene Ontology annotation, molecular function: kinase activity. The transcript is spliced from 13 exons. NCBI's taxonomy places the organism in Eukaryota, Metazoa, Chordata, Actinopteri, Spariformes, Sparidae.
GUCGGGUCCCCCCCGCUCCUCUGAGAGCUCGGGGCCGAGCGGCGCUCACAGACGCACCGCACGGUGCGCGAGGUUUGUUGUGCGGGCGGCCGGGACGAAGUUGCGAUGAGAGCCGCCGGACGCUGAUGACACGUCUGAGCGACAACAUGGAGAAGCAGGCCAGAUUACUGUCAUCGAAGCUCUAUCAGAGGCGCAGACAGGUAGAAGUUGUUCUGAAUCGCAGUGUUCUGGCGUGGAAGGAAAUUGAGAACAGCAAGAGAAGGAGCUCUGGCACCGGCAGCGACUCGGAGACAGCACUCAGCUAUGCUGUCCAGGUGUGUGAAAUAGUGGCUGUCUGCAAGACCAAGGACGAUGACCCAGACAGCACAGAGACCAGGAGGAGCCGGAAAACAGCAAAGCAGCUCUCCAAGCUGUAUCCACAUGCAUUCACAGUGUCCCACGUGAGAAGGACGAGGCAGCACCAGUGGCGGUGCAGUGAUGUCACCUUCCACUGUGCCAAUCAGGGGCUCUGUGAGCAGUGGGUCCAACUCAUCAAUGAGCAGCUGUCAUUACUCAGCAACCGACCGAAGAGCCUUCUGGUGUACAUCAAUCCCUACGGGGGAACGCGGUGCGGGAAGCGUAUUUACGAGCAGAAGGUGGCUCCACUGUUCCGCCGCGCCUGCAUCUCCGCCGACGUGAUUGUUACAGAGCGGGCCAAUCAUGCCAGGGACCACUUGAAAACAGAGGCCAAUCUAGAUAAAUAUGACGGGGUGGUGUGUGUGGGUGGAGAUGGGAUGUUCAGUGAGAUCCUGCACGGUUUGGUCACCAGGACCCAGACAAACAACGGCAUGGACCUGAACCAACCAGAUACCGAGCUGGUGCCGUGCUCUCUGCGCAUAGGGAUUAUUCCUGCAGGGUCCACUGAUUGUAUCUGUUUUGCCACAGUGGGAACCAAUGAUCCAGUUACUUCUGCUUUACACAUCAUUGUGGGUGAUUCCCAGCCGAUGGACGUGUGCUCGGUCCACCACGACGACGUCUUUCUCAGAUUCUCCGUCUCGUUGCUCGGCUACGGUUUCUAUGGCGAUGUGCUGACAGACAGCGAAAGGAAGAGAUGGCUGGGUCCGGCGAGAUAUGACCUGUCAGGGGUAAAAACCUUUCUGAGCCACAACUACUAUGAAGGCACCAUCUCUUUCCUGCCUGCUGAGAACAACACGGGGACCCCCAGGGACAAGCUGCAGUGCCGAUCCGGAUGCUGCGUCUGUCAGCACAAGCCCUCAUCAAAGGACAGCGAGCAGUGGGAGAUGUCAGAGGAGAAGGAAAAGUCAGACAAAGAUGGCAGCGGUGGUUGGAGAGUGAUACGUGGGAAGUUCAUCGCCAUCAACGCGGCCAGCAUGAGCUGCGCGUGUCCCCGGAGUCCUAAAGGCCUGUCGCCCUCCGCCCACCUCGCCGACGGCACCACAGACCUCAUCCUGGUCAGGAAGUGCUCCCGUCUGGACUUCUUCAGGCACCUGCUCCGACACACCAACAAGGACGACCAGUUUGACCACUCGUUUGUGGAGGUCCACCGCGUGAGGAAGUUUCACUUCCAGCCGCGGCACCAUGAGCGAGUCUCGCUGGAAGACCUGAGCGAGAGUCCAAAGAAGACAGGCUUCAGCCCCAUAUGCUCCGCCCGAACAACCUGCGACUACAGCACCGCCCACAGCAGCUGGACCUGCGACGGGGAGCUCCUGCCUCACACUGCCAUCCAAGUCAGUGUCCAGUGCCAGUUGAUCCGGCUGUUUGCCCGCGGUAUCGAGGAGCAGCAGCAGCAGUGUGUGUUUGAAGACCCUUGUACACUGUGGGCCCUGGAGCCAAGCACACACUAGUCAGCCGACUGAGAGCUGGACAGGACAUUUAGCUGCUGGACAGCAAAAAGCGAGUUGCACUUGGCAGGAAUUUUCUGCGUCACAUCAUUGACAUCCCAGACGCUGGCAUUCCAUCCCCCUUUGUGGCGUAUUCGCUUGAAAGAAACUUGCAGGAGUUCCUCUCUGUGCACGAGAAGUGAUGCGCUGUCACUUAAAGGUUUGGUUGAACAAACUCUCAUCAGCAGCCACUAAGAGGGGACAGACUGAAGUCUAAAGAGAAGUUACAUCUUAGUGUUUGUUGUUACUGAAAGUCUGUGAAAUUCAUUUAUCUGCUCCUUUCCAUAAAUUGCUUCAUACAACUUUAACUAAUCUAGAAUAUGAUAUGCUGCAGCCGCCAGUGCAAUCGCUGCCGCAUUCAAACCCAAAGUUCCAACCUUUUAAUUUAUCUGUACUUCAUGGAAAAUGUAGAUGUAGAAGCUGGGAGGAUCUCAACCCCGGUGUGGGUGUUCACACGGAUGAAACGGAGCCGAACCGGACCGAGCUGGAUAAUCGACCGCAGGUUUUCAACGCUGCCAUGAAGGAGAACGCUAAUAGCAUUCCUCCCUACGUAGCAAAGAGAGGCAGCCAAGGAGAUACUGCUUUGUGAGAAGGAUGAAGAAAAAGAAAAAAAUCUUGUGAAGUCCACCGAUAACCUGAAAGGACUUUCCAGGGCUUCACCAUCAAGAGGAAAAAAAAUAUUUCAUCUGUGACCCAGGUGAAAGCAGAUAUGAGCCAGGGGCACUAAUGAAAAGAGCUGAAUACCCUGCUAAUACACUAACAGGGCCCCGGUGGAUUCUGGGUAAUAAGGCAAAGUGGUUGCUAAGUGAUUUGGUGUGUCUCAGCACUGCUGCGCUGCACCUGUGGCUCUGAGCUCUGCUCCUCUGGCUGCAGACUACCGACAGUUCAGUCAUCACCUGGGAUGAGCCAGAAUUAUACAUUCUUAACUUAAUUAGAGAUUUUAGGCCUCUGAAAUCAGUCUCAUUAGCUCCUUUUAGUCCUAGUUCAAGGUGGACCGUCCAAGGAGCACUUUUAAAGUUUGCUAAAGGAUUUCUGUUGCCGCAUCUGCAUUAACAAAACUGCAUAAACCACUUACAUAUUAGUAUGUUUGGAAAAAUUCCGCGUGUGUGUAGGUUUAUGGUUGUUUUCCACAAACCUUCAGAGACAAUUGUGCAAUCGUGUGUGUGUGUGUGUGUGUGUUAAUGUGUUUGUGAAGGUGCCAAUGUGAUGAGCUGGCUCCAUUGCAAUUAGCCUCAUGACUGCCAUUUUGCAGAUGCUCUCUCAUCGCAGCCAACACACUGCUAACACAGGCGCCUAUAGGUCAGCAAAGACAAGGCACAAACACACACAUUCUUGCACUUGUAUCCUUAUGAAGACCUUCAUUGCCACUGUGCACUCCCUGAACUCCCCUUACCCUGAACCCAACCGUCAAAACAGAUGCAAAACCCGUCCUGAACCCUUACCCAGAAACCGAGUCCUCUGCAGGUCUGUUGUAAAGUCAAGACUGGCCGGAAUGUCUUCACUUUCCAAAAUGUCCUCACUUGGCAGCGAAAAGCAUCUUGUCCUGACCAUGCAGGAAGUCAAAGGACACACACACUUUUUUCCAUCUUUCUAUAUUGCCGUUUCUGAUGUUCAGUGUCUUUUGGUCUCACACACCUUCCUACAUGCACAGACACGCACACACUCCUUAACUUUUAACACCAUAAAAGCCUGUCCUUCUCCUUCUAAUCCUCUCCGACUCUGUUAAUACGCACUCUAGAUGUCUAUAAUGUUUCACCUUCAGCGUGCACUUUUGUCAGAUUACAGUAUGAUGUUCUUUCAAAGAGUCAGAUGCUUUUAAAUUAUCUAUCGUACACACACACAGACACGCACUCGCACACAUUGAAUUUCACACGCAGACGCGCAGUGGAAGUGAAGACGUGUUUUCAGAUGUGACCAAUCACAUUUGAAAGGCUAAAGAAUUUAGCAAGUUAUGACUGAGAAUACAAUCUCAACCUUUACGUUUGACUUCCCUUUAACUUUUGCCCCAGCAAGCUGUGAAAACUACCUUCCGCAUUACACCUUAUGUUACACAUACCACCUAGUGUUUUGCAGUUGCUUCUCAGCAAAAGUGUGUUUUAAAUUGCAGUCGGACUCGUUUGCAUUCAGUCUUGCUUUGCGCUCCGUAUUUAAGCAAACACAUAGAGCUGUGAUGUGGGUAAAUACCUGAUUCAUGUCAUGAAAAUGCUCAAUAAAGUCCUUUUGAAAACGUGCUUCUUUUUAUGUCCUUUG